Messenger RNA from Closterium sp. NIES-65, 1201 nucleotides. NCBI's taxonomy places the organism in Eukaryota, Viridiplantae, Streptophyta, Zygnematophyceae, Desmidiales, Closteriaceae. The record is from the annotation of a GenBank genome assembly.
AUAUGUAUGUGGUUACAUGACGCGAUUCCAAAAUUUCAUUCGCCACUUACGGGAUAUGGGCGACGAGGUGCUUGUGGUGACCACUCACAAGGGAGCUCCCAAAGAGUUUCUUGGAGCAAAAGUAAUACCUUCUCUAAGUUUCCCCUGCCCGUGGUACAUGAAUGUCCCUCUCGCGCUGGGAUUCAGCCCACGAAUCGUUUCCGAAGUGGCUAAGUUCAAGCCUGACAUCAUCCACUCCACCUCACCAGGAAUCAUGUGUUUUGGAGCCAUGGCAACAGCAAAGAUGACACACACGCCCUUCAUGCUCUCGUACCACACACACGUGCCAGCGUACAUACCGAAGUACACUUUUCCAGGACUAGUGGAGCCAAUGUGGAAAGUUAUCCGCUACUUGCACCGAGGGGCGGACCAUGCCAUCACGACAUCUCAUGAGCUGGCAAAGGAGCUUAAAGAGCACAACGCCACAGCAGGUGGCAGCAGGCAGAUGGGCGUGUGGCCCAAGGCAGUGGAUUCCCACAAGUUCAACCCGCGGUUUCGAGACCAGGAGACACGGAAGAUGCUCAGCGGGGGGGAGGUGGACAAGCCACUUAUUGUGCACGUGGGGCGGCUGGGUGCUGAGAAGAACCUUCAUCUGCUCAAACCCAUGCUGGACAAGCUUCCAGGGGCACGCCUUGCUUUCAUCGGGGAUGGCCCACACAGAGGCGAGUUGGAGAGACUGUUUGCGGGCACACCCACAGUCUUUGCCGGCAUGAAGCAAGGAGCUGACCUCUCCCGUGCAUUCGCAUCAGGAGACAUUUUCAUCACCCCUUCGGAAACAGAAACGCUGGGAAACGUGGUUCUAGAAGCUAUGGCAUCAGGCGUGCCUGUUGUCGCCGCCCGGGCAGGUGGAAUCCCAGAUAUUGUGAACAGAGAGGGGCAGAACGGGUUCCUGUUCACUCCGGGCGACGUGGACGACGCGGUCGGCAAGCUUCGGCAGCUAGUGACAUCCAAGAAAAUGCGAGAGGCGAUAGUUGAGGCAGGGUUGCAGGACGCGGAGGCGUGUGAUUGGAGGGCCAGCACGAGGACAGUGAGGAACGAGCACUAUGGGAGGGCGGUUUACUCGUUCAUUCGCAAGGGGCGGGUGAAUCUGAGGAGCAGGAAGCCUCUGGCUGUGGCUGCUCCGGCCACAGUCUUCCCUCCCGGGCCGCGUGACCUGCAGUGA